UCUCUCUCUCUCUCUCUCUCUCUCUCUCUCUCACUUUCCAUGGCAUUUCCCCUGAAGCAUCGAAACGACGACGCCACCAUCGACGUCGACACGGCCACGCCCCUCCGCUACCUCUCCCUCGACCACGUCUACUCCGCCACCUCCCCUUGCCGCGUCACCGCCAGCGGCUCCUCCAACGUCAUGUCCAAGAAGGUCAAGGCUCGCAAGCUCAACCACUUUGAAAACGACGACGUUUCCGAUCACAAGCCCCUUCCUCCUCCUCCGCCUCCUCCGCCGCCGCACAAGCCCGAGAUUGUCCGUGUCUACUCGCGCCGCCGCGAAAAGAGGCCCCGCUCCUCCUCGUCCUUCUUCGACGGUCUCGUCGCUAGGGCACAGCCCAAGGCCGUCAAGGUGGAAGAGGUCGAUGGGGAUGAGUAUGUGAGAUUGCUGGAGAAGAAGAAGAAGAAGAGGAGGAAGUUCGGGAGUAGCGAGCUAGUCAAAUUGGGGGUUGAUUCUGAUGUUCUGCGUACAUUGGACGCGCCUCGAUUGAGAGAGUGUCGAAGCAGCAAUCAGAAACUUGAGAAAUCGAAAUCGAGCUCCAAGAAGCGCAAUUCUUCUGUUAACGCCGAUAAGGUUCCACCUUCCGUGAAGAGAUGGGUCGGGUUGAGUUUCACCGGCGUUGAUCCGAAAACUUUUAUUGGAUUACAAUGCAAGGUUUAUUGGCCAUUGGAUGCUAAUUCAUAUUCCGGUCGCGUCGUGGGAUACAACUCUGACAGUACUAAGCAUCAUGUUGAAUAUGAAGAUGGUGAUGAGGAAGAUUUGAUUCUUUCAAACGAGAGAGUUAAGUUUUAUAUUUCUCGGGAUGAAAUGGAGAGUUUGAAUUUGAGUGCCAGUCUCAAGAAUCUGGACAGUGAUGUGUAUGAUUAUAAUGAGAUGGUUGUGCUAGCAGCGAGUUUGGAUGACUGCCAGGAACUAGAGCCUGGGGAUAUCAUCUGGGCCAAGCUUACUGGCUAUGCUAUGUGGCCAGCAAUUGUUGUGGAUGAAUCACUUAUUGGUGACCGUGAAGGCUUAAGUAAAACUUUAGUAGGAGGAUCAGUUCCAGUGCAAUUCUUUGGUACCCAUGACUUUGCAAGGAUUAAAGUGAAGCAGGCUAUCUCAUUUCUCAAAGGACUUCUUUCUUCAUUCCAUUUGAAGUGCAGGAAGUCUCGAUUUAUUAAAAGCUUGGAAGAAGCGAAAAUGUAUCUCAGUGAACAAAAGCUUCCUAGAAGAAUGCUACGAUUGCAAAAAGGAAUAAACGUUGAUGAUUGUGAAAGUGAAAAUGGUGAGGAUGGAAUGCGCACUGAUUCAGGAGAAGGAUGUCUGGAUGAUGUCAUGAUUCCAAGGUCGCUGGAUUGCCUUGGAACUUCUGUGUUAGUGAUGGGGGAUCUGCAGAUAAUAAGACUAGGAAGGAUUGUGAGGGAAUCAAAAUAUUUUCAGGAUGAGAGAUACGUUUGGCCUGAAGGUUAUACUGCAGUAAGGAAGUUUACUUCAAUAACAGAUCCGAGUGUAUGUACCAUGUAUAAGAUGGAGGUACUGAGAGAUCCUGAAUCAAAAAUUCGACCUCUGUUCCAAGUCUCAAUAGACACUGGAGAGCAGUUCAAGGGAUCGACACCGUCGGCUUGCUGGGAUAAAAUAUACAAAAGGAUAAGGAAAAUACAAAACAGUGCUCUUGAUGAUUCUGAUGCUAAUGCUGAUGAUGGAUUAGAAAAGCUCUAUAAAUCUGGCUCUGAGAUGUUUGGUUUCUCUAAACCUGAAGUUGCAAAACUUAUACAGGGGUUAUUAAAAUCCAGCCAUGCUUCAAAAUUAGCCAAGUGCAAGUCAACCUCUAGAAGAUAUCGAGAUGUUCCUGUUGGUUACAGACCAGUUCGUGUGGACUGGAAAGACCUUGAUAAAUGCAGUGUUUGCCACAUGGAUGAGGAGUACGAAAAUAACCUGUUCCUGCAGUGUGACAAAUGCAGAAUGAUGGUCCAUGCAAGAUGCUAUGGAGAAUUGGAACCUGUUGGUGGUGUUCUAUGGUUAUGCAACUUAUGCCGGCCUGGAGCUCCUGAACCUCCACCACCUUGCUGCCUUUGUCCUGUAAUAGGGGGUGCAAUGAAGCCUACAACUGAUGGGCGCUGGGCUCAUUUGGCUUGCGCCAUAUGGAUACCAGAAACUUGCCUAUCUGAUAUCAAGAGAAUGGAACCUAUUGAUGGGUUGAGCAGAAUCAAUAAGGAUCGUUGGAAGCUGUUAUGUAGUAUCUGUGGUGUUUCUUAUGGAGCCUGUAUUCAAUGUUCAAACCAUACUUGUUAUGCGGCAUAUCAUCCACUUUGUGCACGAGCUGCUGGUCUUUGUGUUGAGCUCGAGGACGAAGAGAGACUGCAUCUACUUUCAGUAGAUGAUGAUGAAGAAGGCCAAUGCAUUCGCUUUCUUUCCUUUUGCAAGAAGCAUAAGCAGCCAUCUAAUGACCGUUCAGCAGCUGGUGACCGGAUUGGCCGAACUGUGCGCCAAUGUUCAGACUACACCCCACCAUCUAAUCCAUCUGGAUGUGCUCGUACUGAGCCAUACAAUUACUCCUGUAGAAGAGGGAGAAAAGAACCUGAAGCAAUAGCUGCUGCAUCCUUAAAGCGUUUGUUUGUUGAGAACCAACCUUACUUAGUUGGUGGGUACAGCCAACACCAAUUGUCAAGCAAUCCACUGCCUCCCAAUAGUGUUGUUGGCUCUAAGUUCAGCUCUAGGCUUCUGAGGCUGAAAGCUUCUCAACUUGAUGCUCCUACCGAUAUACUUUCUAUGGCUGAGAAGUAUAAGUACAUGAGGGAUACUUUUCGAAAAAGACUAGCGUUUGGAAAAUCGGGAAUUCAUGGAUUUGGUAUAUUUGCGAAGCACCCACAUAGAGCAGGGGACAUGGUGAUUGAAUACACUGGUGAACUUGUCAGACCUCCUAUAGCUGACAGGAGAGAGCGCUUCAUAUAUAAUUCAUUGGUGGGGGCUGGGACUUAUAUGUUCCGGAUUGAUGAUGAACGAGUCAUUGAUGCUACACGGGCUGGAAGCAUUGCUCACCUGAUCAAUCACUCUUGUGAACCAAAUUGCUACUCAAGAGUCAUAAGUGUGAAUUCUGACGAGCAUAUAAUUAUAUUUGCAAAGAGAGACAUUAAAAGAUGGGAAGAACUUACAUAUGAUUAUAGAUUUUUUUCAAUCGAUGAACAACUUGCAUGUUAUUGUGGUUUUCCGAGAUGCCGGGGGGUUGUUAAUGAUGUUGACUCAGAAGAGCGAGGGACAAAGCUUUAUGCGUCUCGCAGUGAAUUAAUAGAUUGGACGGGAGAAUGAUUAAGAAAAUUCUUGUUGUAAAAUAUGUUCGGGUGAGAUCCUUGGUACCCAGAUUGAUGUGACAAGAAGCAAGUGAUUCAGCUGUUUUUUGCUCAAGCUGUUCCUCUUCUUGGUCCGGUCGUGUAAAUUUCAAGAUGUCGUUGAGGCUCAUAACAAAAUUUAAUUUCACCCGGCUGAAAAAGUUGGGUACUUUUGUCAAACCUAGCUCAUUUUGUCCUGAUUCUGUAAUUCGCCAUUGGUUAGGGAUCCUGUUGUUCAUAUGAUUACAUAACUUUGUGAAAAACAAUUCAAAUGUUAUCAAUGAAAAGUGAUUUGUAUACUAUUGUUCUUGUA
Molecule: messenger RNA, 3654 nt
Organism: Rosa chinensis
Lineage: Eukaryota; Viridiplantae; Streptophyta; Magnoliopsida; Rosales; Rosaceae
Product: histone-lysine N-methyltransferase ATX2
Exons: 26
Coding region: 40-3321 (1093 amino acids)
Biological process (GO): regulation of transcription by RNA polymerase II
Cellular component (GO): nucleus; chromatin
Molecular function (GO): protein binding
Source: RefSeq, a predicted model, not a curated record